Molecule: messenger RNA, 6073 nt
Organism: Nomascus leucogenys (northern white-cheeked gibbon)
Lineage: Eukaryota; Metazoa; Chordata; Mammalia; Primates; Hylobatidae
Gene: MEF2D
Product: myocyte enhancer factor 2D
Exons: 12
Coding region: 590-2155 (521 amino acids)
Biological process (GO): positive regulation of transcription by RNA polymerase II; cell differentiation
Molecular function (GO): DNA-binding transcription factor activity, RNA polymerase II-specific; protein dimerization activity; RNA polymerase II cis-regulatory region sequence-specific DNA binding
Source: RefSeq, a predicted model, not a curated record
GGCGGGGCCGCGUCCUCGGGACCGCCCCAGCCCCGGCUCCGCCCCGCCACCCCCACAGGUGCCUCCCAUUGGCCCCCACACCUGUCCGUCACUCCGUUCCCCCCACCCCUCAAGCUAGGCUGAGCUGUGCCUACGUCGGCCUCGACUCCCGGGGGCUGGAGGAGUUACCUUUGGAGCCCGAAAGGAGGAAGGAAGCAAAAUAUCAACAACAGUCGAGGCGGCUCGGGCGCUCGGCCCCGGUUCCUCGCUUGCCCGCCGCCCGCCUGCUGGCCCCCGCGCCCACGACGGGGGCCCAGGCCCCACGGCGCCGCCCAGGGCCCGCGCGGACGCCGGCCUCAUUUAUUAUUCCCCCCGCCUGGAGCUGCGGCUUCCCAGUGUUGAAGAUCCCCCGGACCAGGGGCGAGGGCUACCCGCUCUUUGCCGUGACAACACCGUUCCCCCAGCCGGGCUGGAGGCUGUGCAGAAGGUAUCCUGCAGACCAUGAACUGAGCACUGUUCCCAGACCGUUCAUGAGCACAGUGUAAGGUGUGCCGAGACCCACCACCCAGCGAGCCCCUCCCCUCCGUAGCACUGAGGACCCCCGGAGAAGAUGGGGAGGAAAAAGAUUCAGAUCCAGCGAAUCACCGACGAGCGGAACCGACAGGUGACUUUCACCAAGCGGAAGUUUGGCCUGAUGAAGAAGGCGUAUGAGCUGAGCGUGCUAUGUGACUGCGAGAUCGCACUCAUCAUCUUCAACCACUCCAACAAGCUGUUCCAGUACGCCAGCACCGACAUGGACAAGGUGCUGCUCAAGUACACGGAGUACAAUGAGCCACACGAGAGCCGCACCAACGCUGACAUCAUCGAGACCCUGAGGAAGAAGGGCUUCAACGGCUGCGACAGCCCCGAGCCCGACGGGGAGGACUCGCUGGAACAGAGCCCCCUGCUGGAGGACAAGUACCGGCGCGCCAGUGAGGAGCUCGACGGGCUCUUCCGGCGCUAUGGGUCAGCUGUCCCGGCCCCCAACUUUGCCAUGCCUGUCACGGUGCCCGUGUCCAAUCAGAGCUCACUGCAGUUCAGCAAUCCCAGCGGCUCCCUUGUCACCCCUUCCCUGGUGACGUCAUCCCUCACGGACCCGCGGCUCCUGUCCCCCCAGCAGCCAGCACUACAGAGGAACAGUGUGUCUCCUGGCCUGCCCCAGCGGCCAGCUAGUGCGGGGGCCAUGCUGGGGGGUGACCUGAACAGUGCUAACGGAGCCUGCCCCAGCCCUGUCGGGAAUGGCUACGUCAGUGCUCGGGCUUCCCCUGGCCUCCUCCCUGUGGCCAAUGGCAACAGCCUAAACAAGGUCAUCCCUGCCAAGUCUCCACCCCCACCCACCCACAGCACCCAGCUUGGAGCCCCCAGCCGCAAGCCUGACCUGCGAGUCAUCACUUCCCAGGCAGGAAAGGGGUUAAUGCAUCACUUGACUGAGGACCAUUUAGAUCUGAACAAUGCCCAGCGCCUUGGGGUCUCCCAGUCUACCCAUUCGCUCACCACCCCGGUGGUUUCUGUGGCAACGCCGAGUUUACUCAGCCAGGGCCUCCCCUUCUCUUCCAUGCCCACUGCCUACAACACAGAUUACCAGUUGACCAGUGCAGAGCUCUCCUCCUUACCAGCCUUUAGUUCGCCUGGGGGGCUGUCGCUAGGCAACGUCACCGCCUGGCAACAGCCACAGCAGCCCCAGCAGCCGCAGCAGCCACAGCCUCCACAGCAGCAGCCACCGCAGCCACAGCAGCCACAGCCACAGCAGCCUCAGCAGCCGCAACAGCCACCUCAGCAACAGUCCCACCUGGUCCCUGUAUCUCUCAGCAACCUCAUCCCGGGCAGCCCCCUGCCCCACGUGGGUGCUGCCCUCACAGUCACCACCCACCCCCACAUCAGCAUCAAGUCAGAACCGGUGUCCCCAAGCCGUGAGCGCAGCCCUGCGCCUCCCCCUCCAGCUGUGUUCCCAGCUGCCCGCCCUGAGCCUGGCGAUGGUCUCAGCAGCCCAGCCGGGGGAUCCUAUGAGACGGGGGACCGGGAUGACGGACGGGGGGACUUCGGGCCCACACUGGGCCUGCUGCGCCCAGCCCCAGAGCCUGAGGCUGAGGGCUCAGCUGUGAAGAGGAUGCGGCUCGAUACCUGGACAUUAAAGUGACGAUUCCCACUCCCCUCCUCUCAGCCUCCCUGAUGAAGAGUUGACAAUCUCACCGCCCGCCCUUCCCUGCCCCGGGCUCCUCCCGCUCGACCCCCACUUCCUUUCUUGUGCUUCGUGUCCUGUUGACGGUUACAUUUGUGUAUAAUUAUUAUAUUAUUAUUAUUAUUAUUAUAUUUUUUUUAAUUUGGAUUCUUGCUUUGGAGAGGGGGAUGCUCUCAUCCCCUCUUUCUCUACCCCCCACCAUUUUCACUGGCUAGGGGGCUCUCUUUUUCGUGGGAAGGGGGGGACACUUUGCACGUUGUACACAUAUGCUGCAGGAAGGGGGUGGGGGGCCCAAUAGGCCUUUGGGAAAGGACAGGUGCCGAGCCCUGCAUGUGGAGCCCUCCCACCCCACCCCCAGAUAGAGGGAAAUAACCAAAAAACUACCAAACAACAGAAACCCACACUCUAGACUGAAACCCCAAAGUGGGCUUGAUGGGUGGGUUUGUGUUUGAAGGGGAAAGUGAGGCAGAGGUUCUGAAAAGGGUCUCUGUUUUUGGGUUCAUGUAGCCAUAGGCACAUGGAGCAGAAUACCUAAGCCUGGCCCCCAAAUGCCCCUGCACACACACGUGCCACACCUGCGCUGAUUCUUGUGUGUGCUGCACCCCCAAGGUGUGUGGGUGCUGGCUGAGCUUUGGGCUGGGAAGGCAGCCUGGGAAUCUGAGGCUGGGGGCAGGGGUUUGAGGUGGGGGCCUCUCUGGAAGCACAUUUGGAGAGAAAGACAGAGAGCCAUGAGGAGAGGGCUGAGGAGGGCAGAAGGGCUAGGCAGGGGGCAAAUUGGGCCCCUCCCUUCCCCAGCUUUUCUCUAAGAUAUACAGUGCAAUAGCUCCCCACCCCUCAGUUGACGCCAGCCCUGUAAAGCUGGCCACAAUGUGCAGGGAGAAUGGGGAGAGGGUCUUCAGUGAGGUGGCUGGGGCGAGAGUCGGCCUGGACUUCCCUGGGGUGCUCCAGGCCAGAGCUCUUUCAUCAGGGCGAGUGUGGUGAGGGGACGUCCUUGGCCUUGCACGCACACUACCUGGGGGAGUCAACACUGGGAUGGUCUGUGGGGUGGGAGGGCCUACGGAUGGGUCCGUAGAGGUCCCACUUCCCUCAUUCCUCCUUGGCCCCUCUCCCUAGCUUCUCCUGUUAGCUCCUUCUGCUCCUGACCCCACCUCCUUGCUCUUGGCGCCCCCAUUGUCUCUGGCUACCUCCUUGUCCCACCACCUCCAGGCCGCAUCCCACCUUCCCUCUUGGCUACUGUAAUUGUAAAUAGCGACCUUUGGAAAACGUUAGCGGUGUAACAGUCCAGGAAACUGUUUUUUGUUGUUGUUGUUGUAUUGAUAUGAAAUGAGAUUCUAUUUUUGUCAAAGUAUAUUGUAAUAAUAAUGACUCAAACGGCCCGUACUGUACAGACGAGAUUCUUCUGCUGUUGUUCUUGCUCCCCUCCCCUCCUCUGAGUCCGCCCCUCCCUGCUGCCUCCUCAGUGGGGCAGUGGGCAAGGGCCCAGGGGCAGCCGAAGCACGGGGUCCUGAGACCUCAGGCAGGAUUGGAGAUCAAACCAGAGGGGGCAGGCCCCCAGCCUGCUCUCUAGGAUCACCCCCCGCCCUAAGGGGCCUGGCCUGGAGUGACGUGGGCAGGCAGACUGUCUGCCCGACUCCUUCACACAAGCCCAGCUCCUCUGCCCAAGGGGUGCGGUGCUCCCUUGGGGUUUCCUCCCAGUUGGAGAGUAGAGUUAGACAAGGCCCAGUUUUGUGUUAGCCAACCAUCUUUGCCCACCUCUAUGACCCAGCCUCUUGCAGUAUUCCAAUACUUGAUGCAGGGAAGGAACCAGAAGCAGAGGGGCCUCUACGCAGGCAGGUACACACGUGUACCUGAGUGUGUUCAUGAGGGCAUCUGGUGUUUAUGUGUCUGAGUGUAGCUUUGUAUUUAUGUGUGUGUGUAUGUGUAUGUCUGAUUGCACGGGUGUACCUUUGUAUUUAUGUGUGUGUCUGGUUGCACGGGUGUGCCUCUGUGUGUCUCUGAGCCUGGCUGGGUGUGUAUGCAAAUCUGUGUGACUGGAGCUCUAGGGGCAUCUCUGUGUCUGAGUGUGCCUGGUGUGUGUUUACGAAGGGAGAGUUGGCUGCUCCAGCUCCACAACCCUGGGACCCCAACUCCCGUCUUCCCUGCUCCUUUCCCUGUGUUCACCCUCAGCUCUGAUGCAUUGAACUGCAGUUGGGGGGAUUGGCAGUUAGCCCUCUGUGCUUCUCCCUGCAGCCCUACCUCUGCCAGGGCCUCUCCAUGGACCUCUGCUUCCACCCACGUAUGUCCACUUAGUCACCCACACUUGGCACACAGUUCCUGGAGUACCCUCUUUCCCCAACCCCAGACCUGCUUUCAGAGCAAAAGUCAAGUCCCUCUUCCUCCAUGAAGCUUCUCCCUCAGCUGAGCAGUGAUCCAUUCUUACUCACUCUUAACCCCAAUCUGCUGACUGGGUGGGGGCAGCAUGUCCAGCCUUCCCACCUCUCCUGCAGGCUUCUAGAGGGAGUUUCAAAAACUGAUGAGCCUCGAUCCAGGGCUUGAAAGAAGCCAGAGUGUAAUCUUGUUCAUGCAUGCAUCCCCAGAGCCUUGCCUAGUGCCUGGCACAUAGUAGGCACUCAAUAAAUGCCGAAUGGGUGAAUAGUUGAAUGAUAGGUGCUCAAUAAAUGAAUGAAUGGCCUUCCCUUCUCAGGCUAUUCACACAAUUAGUCUGCCCACCUUUCUAGGCUGGGCUUGGCCACCAUUAAACACGGGGUGGGGGUGAGGGCCCCUGCAGUUCACGGUGCAAUAUUCACCAGUUUUGCCCUCUGCCUCAUAAAGGCAAACCUGGCUUUUGAUUACCAUGUGUGGAUGUUUCAGUGUCCUUUCUUCUCUGUCCCUGGGGACGGGGUGGUCUGUGAAUAUGUGACAUUUCUGCAGUUCAGUAUCCGAAGGUUUCUCUUGGGGGUAGGGGCUCCUGGGCAGCCAGAUGAAUGGGUCCCUGGGAACCCAGACCUCAGAUGGGGACUUAAUGUCUUCUUCCUCUCAAGCCAAAUUCGCCUCCACCCACUCCCUCUGAAGAACUGGGCAUUUGCCAAAGUAACCACUGGAGUCAUCUAAUGGCCCUCCCCCUCCCCAGGUUUCCCACAGCUUUCAGGGACAGUGGGCAAAAGGACCCCCCUUUCACCACCUCAAUGGAACACACCAUCCUCCCCCCUCAACAGCACACUCAGUGCAGCAAGACUGACCCCUGACCCCCUCCCAGCCCUCCCCACCUUGGACAGGAAGGAAGUAAUGCACCUUCUCUUGCUGAUUAUUUAUUUGUUUGGAGAGACAGAAAUGUAAAAGUGUAUCUAGAAAUAUCUAUAUCUCUAUAUAUUUUUAACUGACUCUUUGGAAUCCCCUGGGGUGGGGUGAGGGGUAAGUUUAGGCGUUCGCGGAGGGGAGGAGACAUGGAGCCUGGGAACUCCUUGUUCUCCCCUCUGCUGCCUCUCCCCACCCCUUAAAGCAGUUGGUAGAAGGAAUGGUAUUUGUAUGGGGGGAGGGAGGCUGGAAUGGAGAAUCUGGAUUCUCUCCUCUUCCCCAUUCUCCAGAGGGAGGGAGGUGGUGAGGAAGAGGAAGGGAGGGGCAGGACGGGCCAUGGAGGUGCCCCACCCCCACACCUGACAAUCACCCACACUCCUGGGGCUCUUCCUGGGUCCUGGGGCAGGGCGAGUCCAAGUGUGAGGCUGUUGAUUUGUUUUCAAUAUUUCUUUUCGUGCUGUAUGGUGAUGCUUUCUUAGUAUUCUACACAAUAAGAAAAGACAAAGUCCUCGAGAUUCUUAUGAGUUUUGUUUGAAAACUCUUUCACUAUAUUUGUUGUAAAGAGGUUUACUAUUAAAAGAAAAAGAAUACACGUUUCUGAUA